CUUGCCGAAUAGGUUGCGCUCGUGGACAAAGCGGAAGAAGGGAACCUCCCACAGUGACUUAAAGAAGUCAGAGCAUUCAACACGUUGUCUGUUGAUUAGCCCUGACUGAGCUCCCUGUGUCUCAGCGUCUGAGGAUGAAGCUUGCUGUGCUGGGAGCCACUGGGCAGACUGGUCAGUAUCUGGUCAACCAGGCACUGCAGCAGGGUCACACGGUCACCGCCAUUGUCAGGAAUCCAGGAAAACUUGCCAUAGAUCAUGAUAAUCUCAAGGUGGUGGAAGCUGACAUUUUCUCAGCAGACAGUCUGAAGACUCAUUUCAAAGGACACGACGUGAUCAUGUCCUGCCUCGGCUUUUCGCCGUCCUUCUUUUCGGCGGUGACUGGCUACACCUUGUCCAUGAAAGCUGUGAUCAGUGCCAUGCAAGAAGCCCAGGUCAACAGGAUCAUCACCAUGACCUCCUGGUACACUCAGUCUGACUCUGGGACUCAGUCGCCUUACCUCAUCCGCUUCCUCCUGCUGCCGCUCAUCCGAAGCGUCCUGAACAACAUGUAUGAGAUGGAGCAGUUUCUGCAGAAGACCGAGGACAUCAGCUGGACUGUAGUACGACCACCUGGACUCAAGAACCUGUCGGCCACAGCUCAAGAGUUUCUAACCCACGAGGGAUACUUUGUGCCCCAAACCACCGGUCAGGCUGCAGGCGGUGCAGUGGCAAGAGGGGACGUGGCUCGCUUCAUGCUCUCUUUAGUCAGCAGCAAUGCCUGGGUCAAGAAGGGAGUGGCCAUCACUACCAAAUAAGAAACUGCCAUGAAUAAACUCUAUUCCUAAUGUCAAUGUCAAAUGUAUUAUUUAUGUAGCAUGUUUAAAAUAGCCAUCGUUGACCAAAGUGCUUUACGGGCUUGAUCAGAUGAUUAAAUCAGGAUAAGACAAAGAGAGAAAAGAAAGACAUACAGUUAAUUCAUCAUUAAUCUCAUUCCACAUGCCCACACAACCAAGAAGCCCAGAUUUAACCUGAGUUAAAAGCCAGAGAGAAGAGGUGGGUCUCCAGCAGUCUUUAUGUGGUUAGUUUAAGGUUAUUCCCAAAGCUGUACGAGCCAUGCAGAUAUUUUGAUUUAUCAGUCUUUUACAUUUUUUUCCUUUGACCCUGCACCACUUAAAAAAAACUGCCUGAACAGCCAUAUACCACAUAUGAUGCUUUAACUAACUUAUAUAGUGUCCAAUGUUUUUUUUUUCUACUCAUGUUUAACAUGUACUAUUGUUUAUACGACUAAAAAACUGACAAGAACUAAAUUACUUGGACUUCUCUACAGAUAAAGAUGUGUUGUAACACAUCAUUUCAGCCACACGAGGUCAGUGUGGUGCAGCAGUGAGUGGUGCACAGUAUGACGUACAGUACUGUAUGUGCGAUUUUUACUUUCAGCUGAAGAAUGAAAUGAAGCAUCCGUGUUUGAGUAAACUAAAUAAAAGAUACACUGAAUUUAAUAGUAA
Molecule: messenger RNA, 1484 nt
Organism: Solea senegalensis (Senegalese sole)
Lineage: Eukaryota; Metazoa; Chordata; Actinopteri; Pleuronectiformes; Soleidae
Exons: 5
Coding region: 135-794 (219 amino acids)
Source: RefSeq, a predicted model, not a curated record